This is a messenger RNA of Halichondria panicea, 2509 nucleotides long. RefSeq lists its product as uncharacterized. Bases 327 to 2339 code for a protein of 670 amino acids. The record is from RefSeq and is a predicted model, not a curated record. The transcript is spliced from 13 exons. Gene Ontology annotation, molecular function: metalloendopeptidase activity. NCBI's taxonomy places the organism in Eukaryota, Metazoa, Porifera, Demospongiae, Suberitida, Halichondriidae.
ACCAGAAAUCAAAAUACAGGUGGCUGUAUUAUACUAACAAUGAAUUGCUUUAAAUAAAGGCUAUAAAGGGUUUGAAUAAAGGAAUGCGCUUACAGUGUAUCAAGUUACUUGUAUAUAGCUACUAGCAUUUACCAUGCAACCUUGUGCCUAACUUUCUUUUACUUCCAUCACUUCAAAUCAAGGAAGCAAUUUGACUGUCGAGGCCGGCCAGUCUUGUUGGUGGUGGUAUCCUUCGCUCACGCAGGCAGAUAGUGAAGCAACUAUUAACUCAAGUACUUCAACUUUUAACUGCCUACCUCAAAUCCUCUGUAUAACUAUACAAAGUGAUGUCUAAGCUCAUCGUCAACGAUUUGAAGAAAGAAACAGGAGUAACAGACAAACAACUGGGACAGGCAUGUAGGAAAAAACACUUGAAAGAAAUUGCACAGCAUGUCGGAAACUAUCCUCAAUUUGCCUCGAAAUUCGACUUACCACCUCCUGUUGCAUCUGGUAUUGACACUGAUCUCAAAUUGUCGUAUGACCAAAAAGCGCAGAAAGUUUUCCUAUACUGGUGGAAAAAUGCCAAAAAUCGUACUUACUUGAAUUUUGUGCAAGCAUGCCUCGAGCUCGGUGAAGGGGGCAUAGCACGCAAAAUGUGCAAACUCAGUAAAGAGAGUGUCGAAGAUCAACCCUAUUCUGAGAUGAUUUCAGAUACCGAAGUCAAGGAAGAUUCACCCGCUUUGCCAAAGAUAGAGGGGAUGCAGAUGUUUUGCACCACUGAUGAUGAAAAACUGGAGCAGGUUGACCCAGCUGAUGCCUCCAACAUCCCAACAGAUGCUCAGGGUGGGGUGGCACGAUACCACUUGUUGUGGGAUGUGAAGCUAGUUCCAGAGCUGAAAGUUCAUUUUUUGAACCCUGAGAUUCUCACGAAAGAUAAUUGGACAUGUGGGCAUAGCCAUGAUCAACUGACAGCCAACAAUGUGCUUGACUGGGCCACUGUCUGGAAUAACCGUGCUAAAAGCUACCCACUGAUUGCUGAUGAGCUAGCAACAAAAGAAACAGCUCAUAUCCGUGUGGAAUUUACCAGUGACAAGAAAGUGAUAUCAUGGUCAAAGGUCGGAAGUGCAGCAUUGAAUACUGGCCAAAACGACCCAACAAUGGUGCUGAACUUGUAUGGCAUGGCUAAAGCUGAACAGAGAAGCAUGGUAAUUCAUGAGUUUGGCCAUGCUCUGGGACUGGAUCACGAGCAUCAGCGAUCCGACUUCUGGGAUGUGCUGGAAUCAAAAGAUGAAUAUGAAGAAUAUCGAUUUAUUAUUGGGAGAAGGCGAAUGAAAAGUGGAGAUGGUGGGCGUUGCAUGAGAGCUUGUGAUGCAGUGUUCCGAGGAAAGCUGAAUCUGCCACAUGAAAUUGAAAAGUCUGAGUACGACCCAGCCAGCAUCAUGCACUAUUGGUUUGACAAAAACUGGUUGUUGCCGGAGUAUCGAAAGCGUUCAGAUGUGGUCAAUGUUAGUGAGCAAGAGAGGAAGGUGCUAUUGGGAGUUCAUGACCGUGACUACAACAAUGGGAAUCUGGCAAAACAGCCAUCCGAGCUGGACUAUGAAACAUUGAAUAAGGCCUACAGUAACAAGGUGAGUUCUUGCCGCUCAUGUGCUGGACGCAGCCAAUGCAAUGGGAAAUCAUGUCCGUGCUUCCAUGAGGAAAAAGCUUGCACCCCAAAAUGUCACUGCAAACUAGACUCGUGUCGAAAUCCGAAUAAUGGCUCGCAUGAUGGCCAAAAGGUGCUCCAAACUGGAGCUGCUGCUGGUCCUCCAACCACUACCCAGUACUACACAAAGCCUGUCAGUGAAGCAAUGCAUGAUGUCCCAACAGUUGCUACUGCGAGUUCUCCACAGAGCGAUCAAUCUGGUGCACAGCCAGAAUAUCUGGUAGUCUCCUGCCUUGGAAAAAGAGCUUUGGCAUCAGAUAAAGAAGAUGAAACCUCUCCAAAGCGUUUGAAGAAGGAUAUCGGAUCAUCAUCGGAUCAUCCUGUCAAAAGCCCAAAGUUAAAAAAUACAACAGAGUCGUCCUCCACUGUUCUUACUCAAGAUGAUAUUCCAACAAUUUGUGAGAGGCUGGCGAGUGCAAGCAACAAUUGGUUCAAUUUGGGAUUGGCUCUCGGAGUGAAGUAUACACACUUGCAAAAUAUUCAAGAGCAAUUUCCUAAUAAUGAGCACCGCCUAACAAAUAUGAUGGCCAUGCGUCUCCAAGUUUCUGAUUCAAAGGAUCCAGUCACAUGGCCUUACAUCUGUGAGUGCCUAAGGCGUCCUUUAGUAAUGCGUUUUGAUGUAGCUGAUAACAUUGAACAAGUACUAGGCAUAUAGCUAUAGUAAAAAUGAAACAGUUUUUCUAUACGUGCAUACCAUAAUAGUUUUCUUCUGCAACACUGGACAAGUCUAGUGUCUUUUUAACCCAUAUAUAUAUUUUACAUGUACAUGCAGUAUAAUUAUUAUAGUUGUCAACGUCAUUGUUAAAUUUGUGUUCAGUUCCGACA